Molecule: messenger RNA, 1371 nt
Organism: Hansenula ciferrii
Lineage: Eukaryota; Fungi; Ascomycota; Saccharomycetes; Phaffomycetales; Wickerhamomycetaceae
Gene: UTR2
Product: chitin transglycosylase UTR2
Exons: 1
Coding region: 1-1371 (456 amino acids)
Biological process (GO): carbohydrate metabolic process; fungal-type cell wall organization
Cellular component (GO): fungal-type cell wall
Molecular function (GO): glycosyltransferase activity; hydrolase activity, hydrolyzing O-glycosyl compounds
Source: RefSeq, a predicted model, not a curated record
AUGCUACUCAGAAACAUAUUAUUAUCAGCCAUAAUAGCUGCAAAAGCAGUAUUAGCUGAUGAUAUGAUCCAAUGUAACGCUACAUCAACAUGUCCAGAAGAUAAGCCUUGUUGUUCUCAAUAUGGUUACUGUGGUACAGGUAAAAACUGUCUAGGUGGUUGUCAUCCAAGUCAUUCUUUCAAAAGAGAAGUUUGUGCACCAAUGCCAAUUUGUACAAAUUUCACUACUGAUUUCACUGAUAGUGAUAAACAACUUAAAAAUGUUGAAGAUUAUUUAGGUGAUCCAGAUGAUACCGAUUGGGUUUAUACCGGUUAUGUUGCUGAUUAUGAUGAUGCCGUUUUAUUAGCAAUGCCUGAAAAUUCUGGUGGUACUGUUUUAUCAUCAACAAGAUUUGUUUGGUAUGGUAAUAUUAAGGCAAGAUUAAAAACUUCAAGAGAUAGAGGUGUUGUUUCUGCUUUUAUUACUUUUUCAAAUAUUCAAGAUGAAAUUGAUUUCGAAUUUGUUGGUUAUGAAUUAGAAGAAGCAGAAACAAAUUAUUAUUAUCAAGCUAUUUUAAAUUAUAAAAAUGGUGAAAAUUCAACAUUAUCAAAUACUUUUGAAAAUUAUCAUGAUUAUGAAAUUGAUUGGACUCCUGAACAAAUUACUUGGUCAAUUGAUGGGAAAGAAGUUAGAACUUUGAAAAAAGAAGAUACUUAUAAUGAAACAUCAAAAACUUAUUAUUAUCCACAAACACCUUCAAGAGUUCAAGUUUCUUUAUGGCCUGCUGGUCAAAAUACCAAUGGUGUUGGUACCAUUGAAUGGGCUGGUGGUUUAGUUAAUUGGGAUUCUGAAGAUGUUAAAGAACAUGGUUAUUAUUACAUGGUGUUACAAUCAAUGGAAAUUACUUGUUAUGAUCCACCAAGUGGUACUUUAGUUGAUGGUGAUGUUUCUUACGUCUAUAAUGAUUCAAAAAAAUUCGAUCAAGAAUAUGUUAUGAUUACAAAUAAUGGUACAAUUAUUGAUUCUCAAGAUGAUACAGGGGAAGAUGCUAAGAAAUCUCAAUCAUCAAGUUCUUCAUCAUCUUCAUCAUCAAAAUCAGAUUCAAGCUCAUCAUCAAAAUCAUCAUCUUCAGGAAAAUCUUCCAAAACUUCAUCAGGUGAAGCUACUAAAACUUCUGGUUCAAAUGAUUCAACAAGCACUUCAGGAUCCGAUUCAAAUGGCGAUUCAAAUGAUUCUGGAGCUUCAUCAUCAGCACCAGGUGGUUUCAUCCAAUAUUCUCAAACAUCUUCAACUAAAGGAAGUGAAGCUACUCAAUCUGGAAAUUCUGGUAAUUCAUUACAACAAACUUCAUUAGUUUCCUUAUUAUUUGGAUCUUUAAUGUUGUUUAUAUAA